AUUUUAACUACUUCUAAGGUGAACAACUCCAGAUUGCAGGUCAUGUCAGGGUUUUGUAUUAGCAUAUAACUUUUGAAGUUUCUUAUUGAAUGAAAGUUUCAUUAGUCAAUAAGUGUCCUUGAUUAUUUAUAUGUCUUAUUCUGGUGGUCAAUUUUCUUACUUCUCUUAUUCCCUGUGCUCAAACUAGCUAUGGUAUCAAUUUUUUGACUUUCUGUUUUGACAUUUAAAGGUGUACCUAAUCUCAUUCCAUCUUCAUUGGACUUGUCUUGAUUCAUUUUCCUCAGCUUCCUGAAAUCUAAGGAGGUUUUUGUCUAUCUUCUAUUUUUAGGGAUUUUAGAUGCAUGCAUGAGACAUGCACCUGUAUCAUGUUAUUUAAAGGUAUUGGUAGAUAAAAAUACAGUUACUGUUGGAUUUUUAAUCUUGAUAUUCCAGCCUCACUAGCGUUGUGUAACAUGGGAAUUAUUAUUAUUUUUUUCCUGUGGAGUUAGAUUGGUCCAUUCAACACCAUAAAAUCUGAGGACUUCACUAUUGUAACCUUGGAUCUAUUUUUUGUGGAUAAAUUGUAAAAAAGGUGGAAAACAAAGGAAACUCAAUUAACUUGUGACUUUUGUUAUUUACAUUUGUGUUUAUUACAUGGACAUCAUUGGAGUGGUUCUUGGAAGGGAGUUGAACCGAGGUUGUUAAGAUCACGAUCCGGAUUGUAGGAUUGUACGAUCCUACGAUCCAAUAUAUAUAGCAUUCGAUCCAACUCAUAUUUUGGAUCGGGCCCAUGUCAGGAUUGUGGUAGGAUCAUAUUAGGAUCGGUAGGAUCGUAUUGGGAUCGCGAUUCCAUGCGAUCCUGAUUUAUAUGGUUUUUUUUUGCCAACUUUAAAGCAAACAACCCUUUAUCGAGAUAAAAGAAGAAAAAUUGACCCUCUUAGCUGCGAUUAGGGCAAUACAAAUUGGGGAAAGAGAAAUUGGACAUCAAAGCUUCAGAUUUUGUGGAACCAGGAAGAGAGAAACAAUAAAAGGAAGGCCCAUGACGAUGAGAGAAGAUCAAAAGAGCGAAGCCGAGAGCAUGAUAGGGAAGCGAGCAGGGAUCGAGACCAUGGAGAUAGCCGUGAAGAGGGGAGGGACAAUGAUCGUAGGAGCAGAGAUCGUGAUAGGUAUUAUGAUCGUGAUCAUGGGUAUGAUCGAGAGCGAGAUAGAGAAAGAGAUCGGGCCCGCAACUAUGAUUCAAGGAGUCGUCGGAGGUCACGUUCACGGUCAAGAGAACGUUCCAGGGACUAUGAUCGCCACAGGCGUUAUGAUCGGUACUAGCUGCAGCUGGAAUGAAGAAUCUGGAAAUUGCUUGUCCUUUGUCUUUAUGAAGAUAAAUUUGAGUUUUUGGAGAGAUGGGUUCUGUGAUGGCACUAGAAAUUGCUUAGUACAUCUUCAUGAUUACUGUUUGAUGAAGGAUUGAAAUUACGCUGCCUUUGAUUAUACCUACAUGGCUGAGUGACAGUUUGUUUCUUUUGGACUUCCCACAUUAUCCCAAGUUUGACUGGCUCUAACUUGAUUGAUAAAAAAUCGAACGAAUCCAUAACAAUUUACUAUGCUAUAAAAGUUCGGUUUGUACCCUGUAGGACCUUCCUGUACCAGUGACUAGGACUGGGGGGAAUGGCCCGUUUAGUAUUAUUAUUAUAUAUAAAUGUUAAAACUGAGCUUGGUCUAGCUUACUAUUAUUUCCAUUCCUGAUGGAAGAGGAUUUACAUGCAGCAGAUUAUCAGAUGUUGUGGGA
Camellia sinensis is the source of this 1759-nucleotide messenger RNA. The record is from RefSeq and is a predicted model, not a curated record. NCBI's taxonomy places the organism in Eukaryota, Viridiplantae, Streptophyta, Magnoliopsida, Ericales, Theaceae.